CAUCUGUCGCCCGCCUCUAUUUGAGUCUUGUAAGACCCGAAAACCUGAAUUGACCCUGGGUUGCAACUCCCUGUAGCUGAAAUGACUCCGGCUGUUGUGCAUCCAGCGCGAUCGAAUCAUCUUGGAUGGCUAGACCUUCUCACUCUCCACUUUCUCUCCUCUUGCUUUCACCUCACUCGGUGGGACUUCGAAACAAUAAUAAUAAUCACCAGCCUUUGCACACUCUAUCUGAUAUCUACAUGCUACUCAUUAAUAGACCAGGCUUGGCCCAGCUUGGCAAUCCCCCACAUGGCGGGCUCGUCCCGCGGAAUGGCCUCGGCGUUGACAGCCUGAGAAGAAAUGAGCACAUUUCUCUCCCCGGCCGGGAUUGGCCGUUGAGCAUCUACAGCUAUGCAGGGUCUCUCUCAGCUGUACUUUGGUACUACUACUCUACGACUAGCACUAGCAGACUACCGGGUCCCUUGAACCCAGACCCUUCUGCAUGCGUAGUAUCCACCCUCCCUCCUGUACCUUCAUCUCCCACCAUACAAACCCUCUCAUAACCACACCAACAACAACAACAACAACAACAACAUAUAAACCCACCACCAACCCCCUGUGUCACCUCUCUCCAGCAAUCUUCCAUUCCAAUCCACUCUUC
Molecule: messenger RNA, 640 nt
Organism: Aspergillus heteromorphus CBS 117.55
Lineage: Eukaryota; Fungi; Ascomycota; Eurotiomycetes; Eurotiales; Aspergillaceae
Exons: 1
Coding region: 126-542 (138 amino acids)
Source: RefSeq, a predicted model, not a curated record